Schizophyllum commune H4-8 is the source of this 1122-nucleotide messenger RNA. RefSeq lists its product as uncharacterized. Lineage: Eukaryota; Fungi; Basidiomycota; Agaricomycetes; Agaricales; Schizophyllaceae. The coding region runs from base 167 to 994 and encodes 275 amino acids. The record is from RefSeq and is a predicted model, not a curated record. The transcript has 7 exons.
CUUCCCCUGCAAUUCUGGUGAAGCUCAUUGUUCUUCAGAUACGGGUAUCACACUCGUUACAAUUGCCCUCUUUUUUACCAUAUGUCGCCUGGUCGUGCGUAUAUGUGACGGCAAGCUUGGCUGGGAUGACUUCUGGGCGGCGUUCUCCAUUCCCUCAAGUGCGAUCAUGCUCACCGGAAUCCUUAUGCUGCUGGGUCCACCACCUGGGAUUGCAGUGGGCAGUUUCACGAUGAUAGCGUCGUACUACAUGGCUGCGUUCGGUUUCUAUGCAUCCGUCUGGUCCCCGCGCUUCUCCAUCCUCUGCACUAUCCUGCGCAUCGCUCCCUCGUACUGGAGGAUAUACCUGCGCGGGAUAGGUCUUUGCUUCGGUGCCAUGUGGCUUUUCCUCUUCGUCCAGCUCUUGAAACAUUGCGAGGAUGUGGGGGACACCUGGAAGCAUACGACAGGCCAGUGCGAGCUCGGGAAGGAUAUCGCGAUCACUCAGCUAGUCACCGACAUCCUCACGGAUUUGUCACUGAGCUUGAUCCCGGUACGCCUUCUCUGGCAAUCCAAUCUUUCCAAGGCAGAGCGGAUUCGCCUGAUCGUUGUCUUCACUUCCUGUCUGUCGACAACAAUCGUUUCCCUCGUUCAUGCGUAUUACAUCUUCGCCAACAUCGGUCUCAAUGAGAUCUAUUGCGCCAUCUGGGAGGCGUCUGUGAGCAUGAUCGUGGCUUGCUUGACCGUCCUUCUCGGCUAUGCCUCGCGACUGGCCAAGAAAUAUUUGCCCGACAGCGUCACCCGCACCGUCUGGCCAACGACCAACCCCUCCGGCUUCGAGCUCGCCACGCCAAAUCGUGGGCAGGCGAUCAACGUCGACAUCACCACAACUGUCUGGGCGGAAGACCAGACGGUCAUGUACGGCAAGGCGAGACCAGACGAAGAGCAAGGAAAGAGGUUCGACGACGAUCUACACGGUGAUCAGAAGACGUCUGACCAGGCUCUGUCUCGAUUCUGAACGCUGUUGAUCUGCAGCUUCAUCACGAGUCGUCAUUGACAUGUACAUAUACGGGGUUUAUACUUUACGGUUUGUUACUUCGGUCGGAUUGUUCAGGUGAAUAUAGAGCUGGCUUUGAAGGCACCUAU